UUUGCCUCAGCCGAACCGCGACGUCAUCGGGCGGUGUCGGAUUGGAGCGCACACUGCGGGCAGGAGCCGGGAGAGAUGAUGAGAGCGGCGAGCCUGGCUGGGAGAGCCCUACUGAGGGGCUCUCGGAUAAAUUCCACCAAGGUCUGGAACACGCAGUUUCAGCGAUGUGCCUCAGGCACGCCCAUGAACACGGUGGUUCUCUUUGUACCCCAGCAGGAGGCCUGGGUGGUGGAGCGGAUGGGCCGCUUCAAUCGCAUCCUGGAGCCGGGUUUGAACUUCCUCGUUCCAAUUCUGGACCGAAUCCGCUAUGUGCAGAGCUUGAAGGAGAUCGUCAUCAAUGUCCCGGAGCAGUCUGCUGUGAGUCUGGAUAAUGUCACGUUACAGAUAGACGGCGUCCUGUACCUGCGCAUUAUGGAUCCCUACAAAGCCAGUUACGGGGUGGAGGAUCCAGAGUACGCCGUGACGCAGUUGGCGCAGACCACCAUGCGAUCUGAGCUGGGGAAACUGUCAUUGGACAAGGUGUUUCGGGAGAGAGAAUCUCUGAACCACAACAUUGUGUUCGCCAUAAACCAGGCCUCCGAUGACUGGGGGAUCAAAUGCCUGCGGUAUGAGAUUAAAGACAUCCACGUCCCUCCUAAGGUCAGGGAGGCCAUGCAGAUGCAGGUGGAGGCGGAGAGGAGGAAGAGAGCCAUGGUGCUAGAAUCUGAAGGGACCAGGGAGUCCGCCAUUAACGUGGCCGAGGGCGAGAAACAAUCCCAGAUCCUGGCAUCUGAGGCUGAGAAAGCUGAACAAAUCAACAGAGCGGCAGGUGAAGCAAAUGCCAUCCUAGCAAAAGCCAAAGCCCGAGGAGAAGCCAUUCGGCUGGUAGCGGACGCUCUCACAAAGCAGUACGGCGACGCAGCCGCUUCCCUCUCUAUAGCGGAGCAGUACGUCACUGCCUUCUCCAAGCUGGCCCAAGAAUCCAACACCAUCCUCCUGCCCACCAACACCGGUGACAUCAGCGGUAUGGUCGCCCAGGCCAUGGGAAUUUACAGCACGCUGACCAAAGCCUUACCUCAGAAAGGUCCUGACGCUCCCCUGGCGGUCGCUAGCAGGGCAGGCGACACAUUUUGGUCAGACACAGAUGAUUUGAAGCAGAGCUAAUCGCCCUUCAUUGCACUUAGGCUAACUUCUUCUACAGUUCAGGAAUUAUCUUUUUUUUUUUAUUAUGAUGUAUAAUAUAUAUAUAUAUAUAAAUGAUUUGAAACAAA
Rana temporaria (common frog) is the source of this 1250-nucleotide messenger RNA. RefSeq names its product stomatin like 2 (gene STOML2). Gene Ontology annotation, cellular component: membrane. The transcript is spliced from 10 exons. NCBI's taxonomy places the organism in Eukaryota, Metazoa, Chordata, Amphibia, Anura, Ranidae. The record is from RefSeq and is a predicted model, not a curated record. Bases 76 to 1143 code for a protein of 355 amino acids.